Trichoderma virens Gv29-8 is the source of this 1671-nucleotide messenger RNA. RefSeq lists its product as uncharacterized. NCBI's taxonomy places the organism in Eukaryota, Fungi, Ascomycota, Sordariomycetes, Hypocreales, Hypocreaceae. Gene Ontology annotation, molecular function: serine-type endopeptidase activity; tripeptidyl-peptidase activity. The transcript is spliced from 6 exons. Bases 1 to 1671 code for a protein of 556 amino acids. Gene Ontology annotation, biological process: proteolysis. The record is from RefSeq and is a predicted model, not a curated record.
AUGAAAGCACGUCUACUAUUUCUGGCCUUCAAUGCCUUGGCCAUGGCAACUCCAAUGGCGAAACCACCGCUUGGAACUCUGAAAGGGGUCCAGCCGAUUCAAUCUGGAAAAAUCUCCAUCGCCUUGCAACCAGAAUGCCGUGAACUCCUGGAACAGACGCUCCAUUACCUCUCCGACCCUUCAAGCCGGCGAUACGGGCAAUAUCUUGGUCGCGAAGAAGCCAAAGCCCUGCUCCGUCCUCGGCAAGACUCCACUGAUGCCGUGAAAGGAUGGCUGUCUCAGGCUGGUAUCCCUGCCAUUGAUAUUCAGAGUGAUGGCCAAUUCAUCAAUGUCCAGGUCAUGGCUGAGCAGGCCCGAGCUCUGCUGGGCACCGGUUACAACUCAACUCUCGGCAUACAAACAAUACCGAUCUCCUCUCUGCCUAAAGAUAUUGAGAGCCAUGUAAUGACCAUUCAUUAUGCUCCGACUAGGACAGAGAUGGUUACUGAUUGGGAAGAAUGCAAGUCAAGAAUCACCCCUAACUGCUUGAAAAAGUUGUACCAUGUCGAUGGUUAUCGGGCGCGACAUGUGAACAAGAAUCGUUUUGGUAUCGUCGGUUUCACUGGGCAAGCAGCUCAGUACGAUCAACUCAGCGCAUUCCUCGACGAUUUUGCACCCUAUGCUGCCAAUGCCAACUUCUCAGUCGAAUCAGUAAAUGGAGGAGAGAACCCCCAGGGAAGAAAUGAACCAACAGGCGAGGCCAAUGUGGAUAUACAGUAUGCUGUUUCGAUGGCAUACGAUGUCCCUGUGCGCUUCUACGCAACUGGUGGUGCAAACCACGAUAUCAUUCCAGACUUGGACUUGUCCGAUACAGAUAAUCAGGCGCUUGAGCCCUACCUCGAGUUCGCCAGCCAUCUCCUGAGUCUCGACGACGACGAGCUCCCCAAGGUGGUAUCCAUCUCAUACGGGGCCAACGAACAGCUGUUUCCCAGAUCAUACGCCCAGCAAGUCUGCGACAUGUUUGGACAGCUCGGUACCCGCGGUGUCUCCAUUGUUGUAGCUUCCGGUAAUCUCGGUCCCGGCGUGUCAUGCCAAUCAAAUGACGGCACGAAAAGACCAAAGUUUAUGCCCUCGUUUCCCGCAACGUGCCCUUAUGUGACAAGUGUAGGGGCUACUUACGGAAUUAACCCCGAAAUAGCAGUCAACUUCUCGUCGGGUGGCUUCUCCGAUUAUUUUAUCCGUCCGCAAUGGCAGGAUGAAGCUAUUGAGGGCUAUCUCAAGCUACAUGGAAGAGAGUGGAAGGGCUACUACAAUCCUCAUGGUAGAGGAUUUCCUGAUGUAGCGGCCCAGGGAGUAAAUUAUCGGUUCUGGAGCCAUGGAAAUGAGGACUCGGCAUCCGGUACAAGUGUCUCUUCGCCUGUCUUUGCAGCUCUCAUUGCUCUGCUCAACGAUAAUCGGACCAAGAACGGAUUACCAUCCAUGGGAUUCCUGAACCCGUGGAUCUACAGCAUUGGUAGUCAUGCAUUCACAGAUAUUACCGAGUCCAAGUCAUUGGGAUGCUCUGGCCGCAGCGUUAUAGGUCUUGAAUCGCCCGUGAUUCCCAACGCAGGCUGGGACGCCGUGCCAGGAUGGGAUCCGGUGACAGGAUGGGGUACGCCGUUGUUUGAUCGACUAAUGAAUUUGUCUUAUUAG